AUGUCUGACCAUUACUCUCCUACCUCUCCAGUGUCUCCAUCCUCAGAACUAGCGAGCCCGCUCAGCUUCUCCAGCCUGCGGUCCUCUAAGUCGCUCAACCGACGACGAGCCGAUUCUGGGGUUACGUUCCAAGCAGCAUCGAUCCCUAAAGAGCACAAGCAGAGCUCCAAGGACCGUCUCCUCAAAGCUGCGCAGAAGUUUCACGAGGCGGACUCAACGAUCUGGAGGCUGUGCGGGUAUCACACCACCGGCAUCCUCCAGGACAACACCGGGGUGUCGGUGACAAGACACGCGUAG
Guillardia theta CCMP2712 is the source of this 297-nucleotide messenger RNA. RefSeq lists its product as hypothetical. The coding region runs from base 1 to 297 and encodes 98 amino acids. The transcript has a single exon. The record is from RefSeq and is a predicted model, not a curated record. NCBI's taxonomy places the organism in Eukaryota, Cryptophyceae, Pyrenomonadales, Geminigeraceae.